AUGAAGUACUUCUGCGUACUGACUGCACUGGUCAUUGGUGCUGUAGCGUGCUCUGCUGGCACCGUUGCCGUACAGCAUCCCUGUGUCCGCCCCGGAUUUUUCGCCAUAUUGGAUAAUUCACGCAACUACUAUGGCUGCUAUGCCAAUAAAAAUGGAGGCUUAACAAUGAAAUACCUGAGCUGCAAGGAAGGUGAAGUUUUCAAUGGCCAAAAGGGACUAUGCAUGGCACAAGCAUUCAACGAAGUGGCCAAUGAGGAGGAUAUAGAAAGUCCAACCAUUCCCACGGAGGCUCCUGCCGAAGUGCAAACCACAGUUAAACCCAUAGAAGAAGUUACAACACCAAAAGUGGAAAAACCAGGGGAGGCUCCCACAACACCUAAAAGUCCUGAUUCCGAGACGACCGUAAAACCCGAGGAACCUCCAACCACACCUAAAAUUCCUGAUACUGAGACCACCGUAAAACCCGAGGAAUCUCCCACCACUCCAAAGGUCCCUGAAGAAAAUCCAACCACACCUAAAGCACCUGAGGAAAACCCAACCACACCCAAAGCCCCCGAAGAAAAUCCAACCACACCUAAAGCACCUGAAGAAAAUCCAACAACACCCAAAGCACCUGAAGAAAAUCCAACCACACCUAAAGCACCUGAGGAAAAUCCAACCACACCCAAAGCCCCUGAAGAAAAUCCAACCACCCCUAAAGUCCCCGAGGAAAAUCCAACCACACCUAAAGUUCCUGAGGAAAAUCCAACAACUCCCAAAGCUCCUGAAGAAAAUCCAACCACCCCUAAAGUCCCCGAGGAAAAUCCAACGACACCCAAAGUCCCUGAAGAAAAUCCAACCACACCUAAACCAGAAGAGCCUACAACGGAGACUAAGCCCGUAGAACAACCAACAACGCCUAAAAUUCCUGAGGAGACUACAACCGAAGAGCCCACUACAGAAACCAAGCCAGUGGAACAACCCACCACACCUAAAAUUCCCGAAGAAACAACUGCUAAACCAGAAGAGAGCACAACCGAAAAACCUGAAGAACCCACAACCGAAUCCAAACCCGUGGAACAACCCACCACACCUAAAAUCCCCGAAGAAACUACUGUUAAGCCAGAGGAAACUACAACCGAAGAACCUACAACCACUGUAGAAGUUCCGACGACUACUGAUGAACCAGAGGCUAACACAACAACCGAAGCGACCACCGAGACUACUGAGGCCGAAGAGGAUACAACAACAUUCGAACCAACGGAAGUCCCAACCACUACCGAAGAACCUACUACAACAACAGUGGUCAAUGAAACCACUGAAGCUGAUACGACAACUAAAGAACCAGAAAUUUCUACGACCACACAAGUGGACAACGAAACCACCACCGAAGAACCCGUAACUGAACCCACGACAACUGAAGAACCAGAAGAAAGUUCAACCACACCCGUUGACAAUGAAACCACCGAAACCCCCGAAGAUACUACCACCGAAGAUGUCCCAACUACCACAGAUGAGCCCGAAGUAGAAACAACGACUCCUAGCCAUGCCUUCACCUGUCCCACAACAGGUUUCUUCCCUCAGGAUGGCAGCUGUAACAAAUUUAACUUGUGUGCUGAAGUAGAAGGUGUCGUGAGAGCCUUCCCAAGAGAGUGCCCCGAAGGUCAGAAUUUCUUCCCACCUGGCGGCUACUGUACUGCAGAUUUCAGCUGCGAUGAAACCAAGACUUUGAAGGCCGACAACUUUGUGUGUUUGGUCGAAGGAACCUUUGCCUAUCACUCCGACUGCUCCAAGUACUACAGAUGUAGCUGGAACUCACGCAUGGAAGACUACCUGGCCGAAGUGAUGCAGUGCCCAUCCGGUGAAGUGUAUCACAUUUUGACAGGUGAAUGUGACGUCGAAGGAGCCCUGACCUGCGUUGGUCGUGGUCUCCUUAACUCACGAUUUGCCUACUAG
Musca vetustissima is the source of this 1935-nucleotide messenger RNA. Its product is annotated as proteoglycan 4. Gene Ontology annotation, cellular component: extracellular region. NCBI's taxonomy places the organism in Eukaryota, Metazoa, Arthropoda, Insecta, Diptera, Muscidae. The record is from RefSeq and is a predicted model, not a curated record. Gene Ontology annotation, molecular function: chitin binding. Bases 1 to 1935 code for a protein of 644 amino acids. The transcript has a single exon.